Messenger RNA from Acipenser ruthenus (sterlet), 9834 nucleotides. It is a transcript of the gene lama2, whose product is annotated as laminin, alpha 2. Gene Ontology annotation, cellular component: basement membrane. Bases 100 to 9747 code for a protein of 3215 amino acids. The record is from RefSeq and is a predicted model, not a curated record. The transcript is spliced from 66 exons. Gene Ontology annotation, biological process: axon guidance; regulation of cell adhesion; regulation of cell migration. Gene Ontology annotation, molecular function: signaling receptor binding; extracellular matrix structural constituent. NCBI's taxonomy places the organism in Eukaryota, Metazoa, Chordata, Actinopteri, Acipenseriformes, Acipenseridae.
ACAUCCCUGAAUAUUAGAAAGCUCGUGGUGCGCUGCACAAAAGUGUGUCUGUUUAGUUAGAUAGACUUAUUCUGUAAUGAAGAAGUAGCAAAACUGAAAAUGAAAACUCUCUCGAUUCUUGCAAUCAUUGCGUUGCUAUGGCAAUGCUGUCGGGCUCAACAGAGAGGCCUGUUUCCUGCAGUGCUCAAUCUAGCUUCCAUGGCAGAGAUCUCUACCAAUGCCACCUGCGGUGAAAAUGGCCCUGAAAUGUACUGCAAGCUGGUAGAACAUGUCCCUGGACAACCAGUGAGAAACCCUCAGUGUCGCACCUGUAACUUGGCCAGUAACAUUCCGUAUGAACGUCAUCCAAUCACCUAUGCUAUUGAUGGCACAAAUAGGUGGUGGCAAAGCCCCAGCAUCCAGAAUGGCAUGGACUUUCAUUAUGUUACUAUUACCUUGGAUCUUGGACAGGUUUUCCAGAUUGCAUAUGUGAUAAUUAAGGCUGCCAAUUCCCCUCGCCCUGGAAACUGGAUUUUAGAGCGCUCCAUGGAUGGCGAUACCUUCGAACCUUGGCAGUACUUUGCAAUUACAGACACUGAAUGCCUUACUCGCUUCAACAUCUUACCCAGGACAGGACCACCAUCUUAUACCAAAGAUGAUGACGUAAUAUGCACCUCCUACUACUCUAAAAUCCACCCAUUAGAAAAUGGAGAAAUUCACACUUCCCUGAUCAAUGGAAGACCCAGUGCAGAUGAUCCUUCCCCUGUCUUGCUGAACUUCACCUCUGCCCGAUAUAUUCGCUUUCAAUUUCGAAGGAUAAGGACCCUAAAUGCUGAUUUAAUGACAUUGGCUUACAAUGAUCCCAGAGAUGUUGACCCUAUUGUAACUCGACGGUAUUAUUAUUCUAUAAAAGAUAUUUCGGUUGGAGGAAUGUGUAUCUGCUAUGGCCAUGCAAAAGCUUGUCCUCUUCACAAUGAAACCAAGAAAUUUAGUUGUGAGUGUGAACACAACACCUGUGGAGAAAAUUGUGAUCGAUGCUGUCCUGGUUACAACCAAAAACCCUGGAUGGCUGGAACAUUUCUCACCCGACAUGUGUGUGAAAAAUGUAAUUGUCAUGGGAAGUCUGAAGAGUGCAUCUAUAAUGACACUGUAGCGAACAACAAGCAGAGUUUAAAUGUCAAUGGGGAAUAUAAAGGAGGUGGUGUGUGCCUUAAAUGUAUCAGAAACACUGCUGGAAUAAAUUGUGAGACCUGCACUGAUGGAUACUUUAGGCCAAGUGGGGUCACCUCCUAUGAACCUGAUCCCUGUGUUCCUUGUUCUUGUGACCCAGAUGGGUCAUUGCAUGACACAUGUAUAAAGGAUGAAACAAAGGUUGAAGGAGACCUGGGACCUGGUUCUUGUCACUGCAAGCUUGGUUAUGGUGGGAAGAAGUGCGACAGAUGUGCCUUUGGUUAUACAGGUUUCCCACACUGCAUACGCUGCAACUGCAGCCUCGAUGGAAGCCAGAACACUGAUCCUUGCGAGAAGCCAUGCAACUGCAAGGAAAAUGUUGAAGGGGAGAACUGUGACCGGUGCAAAGUAGGAUUCUACAAUCUUCAGAAUGGAAAUCCGAAAGGCUGUGAGAAGUGUUACUGCUCUGGCGUAUCCAGUGAAUGCACAGAGUCCCAUUGGACCUAUAGUAAUGUGUCAGAUAUGUCUCGUUGGUUUCUGACGGGACCACUGGGUAUUAAGAAAGCCCAUCCUGUCCAGGACUCGUAUGAUGGACCACAGCAACUCAGCAUUAGCAACGAAGAAGCAAGAAAAGUGCUGCCACCACUUUAUUACUGGAGUGCACAGCCUGCUUAUUUGGGAAACAAGUUAGCAGCGUAUGGAGGAAAACUGAUUUACACAGUCUCCUACGACAUCGUAGGAGUGGAUAAAGCAGUCCAGGCAACAACUCAUACUGAUGUCAUUAUAGAGGGCAAUGGGAUGAGAAUCAUGAAGACCCAGCAUGGAAUCCAGCUUUAUCCAUUUAAAGAACGCACAGAAGUAAUUGUUUUGCGCCCUGAACAUUUUAAACACCAGAGAACCGGCUUGCCUGUUAGCAAGAAGGACUUCAUGAUGGUUCUAACAAAUGUGACUCAUCUGCUGAUAAGAGCCUCCUACAGCAAUGAAAAUGAAGCCAUCUGCAGGUUAAGUUCUGUCAGCCUUGAAGUAGCUGUUCCAUAUUCAGACAACACAGCUGUGGCAACAGCUGUUGAAAUAUGUAAUUGUCCUCCUGGCUACACUGGCACUUCUUGUGAACAGAAGCAAACACCUGGUACACCUUUGAAUAAAAGUGAGGCAUGUUUGACGGGUUUUCGGCGAGCUAACAGCACCCUGUACAGAGGGCUUUGUGAACCAUGUCAGUGCUUUGGCCAUUCGGACUAUUGUGAUGACUUCACUGGCGAGUGUCUGGGCUGCAAGCAUGACACUACUGGCCCAUUCUGUGAUUUGUGUAUUGCUGGAUUUUAUGGGGAUGCUACAAAGGGAACCCCCAGUGACUGUCAGCCCUGCGCCUGCCCAUUGCAAAUUCCAUCCAACAAUUUCAGCCCCACCUGUUACUUGGACACGACAGGAGAAUUGAUAUGUGACCGAUGCCCACCUGGAUACACAGGGUCUCGCUGUGACAGGUGCUCAGAAGGUUACCAUGGUCACCCUACGGAACCAGGGGGCUCCUGCCAGCCCUGCCAGUGUAACGGCAAUCUUGACCUAUCAACCCCCCGAAGCUGUGAUCCUGUGACAGGUGCCUGCCUGAAAUGUAGAGAGGGAUUUGGUGGUCAGUACUGUGAGAGCUGCUCAGACGGGUAUUUUGGAGAUGCUAUUGUAGCCAAGAAUUGCCAGCCGUGUCAAUGUAAUAACAAUGGGUCCAUGUCUGAGGUGUGCAACCCACAGACAGGCCAGUGUGAGUGCAGACAGCAUGUAGUGGGAAAACAGUGUGACGAAUGCAUGCCCAACUGCUGGUGGGACCCAGAGAAGCUGCUUUGUAUGCCCUGUAGCUGCAGCCCUGUCGGUUCUAUGUCCCCUCGAUGUGAUCUGAUGGGGAGAUGUAUCUGUAAGCCGAGCUUCUCUGGGAAGCGCUGUGACCUCAGUAGACAGAACUAUGAGCGCAGGGAGACUAGGCGGCCUCUUCUUCAAGUGCCUCUGCAGCAGCAACAGCGCUGGGGAACUAGCAGGACAGGGGGCUGUCCUAGGGGGGCUUACAGGCCCACCACACUCCCUGACAGUGGGUCGGGUACUUUUGAUCUAAAGCCCUCCAGAGGAUGUGUGCCCUGUAACUGUAACUCCUUUGGAUCCAAGUCCUUUGACUGUGAUGAAAGCGGGCAGUGCAGGUGUCAGCCUGGGGUGACUGGGCUGAAAUGUGAUCGCUGUGCCAUUGGAUACUACAGCUUCCAGGAAGGAGGAUGCACUCCUUGCCAUUGUUCCCAUGUUGGUAAUAACUGUGAUGCAAGCACUGGACAGUGUAUCUGUCCUCCUCAUACGAUUGGAGAGAAGUGUGAUCGAUGUGCACCAAAUUACUGGGGUCAUGAUAUUGUCAGUGGAUGCAAGCCUUGCGGUUGCAAUGUUGUGGGAUCCCUAACACUCCAGUGCAACUCAGAUACUGGCUGCUGCUUCUGUCGCCCAGGUUACACAGGGGAGAAGUGUACUGAGUGUAAGGAGGGCUACCGGGAUUUUCCACACUGCAUUGCUUGUGAGUGCUCCCUGGCUGGCACAGCGUCUCACACCUGUGACACAGAGAUGGAAACAUGCUCUUGUACUGAUCGCACUGGCCAGUGCACCUGCAAGGCAAAUGUAGAGGGUCUUCGCUGUGACAGAUGUAAGACUGGCACUUUUGGCCUCAGCACAUUAAAUCCACUAGGCUGCAGUAACUGCUACUGCUUCGGCAUGACUACUAAGUGCACAGAAGCAAAGGGACUGAUUCGUAUGUGGUUGUCGCUCAAGCCUGACCAGAUGGUGCUACCUCUUGUGGAUAAAAUGAAUCAAAGAAGAACCACCAAUGGCGUUUCAUUCCAACACCCCGAGAUUGUGGCCAAUGUAGACUUGGUGUCCAGAGACCUUCUCUCUGAACCCUUUUACUGGAAACUACCAGAACAGUUUCAAGGCUCAAUGAUCACAGCCUAUGGAGGCAAGCUGAAGUAUGCCAUUUACUUUGAGGCGAGAGAUGAAACAGGGCGUUCUACCUAUGAACCACAGGUUAUAAUAAGAGGAGGUGCCAAUAAGGAUAAAGUUAUCGUACGCCACAUGCCUGCGCUUCAGAUUGGCCAGCUAACCAGACAUGAGAUUGAUAUGAUUGAGAACAAUUGGAAGUUCCAUGGCUCCAAUGAUGUCAGGACCAUGACUCGGGAAGACUUCAUGGAUAUUUUGUUUAAUAUUGAGUAUAUCCUGAUCAAGGCCUCUUACGGAAACUCAAUGAGACAAAGCAGAAUCUCUGAGAUUUCCAUGGAAGUAGCUGAAGAAGGACAAAGCACUUUUGAAAGUGAGCGUGCCUACCAGAUUGAGAAAUGUGAAUGUCCCCCGGGUUAUUCUGGACUUUCUUGUGAGGAAUGUGCUGCAGGGUAUUACAGGCUGUCUUCGAGAGUCAGUGGCAGAGCAUCCAGCUCUGGUAUUGGGAGCUGCGUCCGGUGUCAGUGCAACGGCCACAGUGAAAUGUGUGAUCCCGAAACAUCCAUCUGCCAGAAUUGUCGCCACAACACUGUUGGGGACCGCUGUGAGCAAUGUGCCUCUGGAUUUUAUGGAGUAGUGAGAGGCUCCACUGAUGACUGCCGCCCCUGUGCCUGUCCUUUUCCCAUCCCCAGCAACAACUUUAACCCAACCUGUGUCAUGGAGGGAUUUCAUGAUUUCCGUUGUACUAACUGUCCAUUAGGAUAUGAAGGGCAGUACUGUGAGAGGUGUUCUCCUGGUUUCUAUGGCGAUCCCAGGAGUCCCGGUGGCUCCUGCCAGGAAUGUAAGUGUGACCCCAAUGGCUCCCUGCCCCUGCCCUGUGACCAGCUCACUGGCCAAUGCCAGUGCAAACAAGGAACUACCGGACUGGCCUGCGAUAGAUGCAUGGAGCGGCAUGUGUGUGAACCUCAGCAGAUUAUUUUUUGCGAUGACGAAUGCACUGGACUUCUCUUAAAUGACUUGGACAGUCUUGGACGCAUGGUUAUGAGUGUCAAUCUGACUGGACCACUGCCUCCUCCAUAUAAAGUGCUGUACAGAUUUGAAAACAUGACACAGGAACUAAAGCAUCUGCUAUCACCUCAACGAGCUCCAGAGCGGCUCCUCCAGCUGGCUGACAGUAACCUGGGCACACUGGUGACAGAGAUGGAUGAGCUUCUAAGCAGGGCAACCAAAGUAUCUGCAGAUGGAGAGCAAACAAAUGCAGAUGCUGAAAGGACUCGCAAAAGGGCAGAAGACCUGGACAAAUUUGUUAAGAACAGUUUGCAAGCUGCUGAAGCUCUGAAAGAGAAAGCUCGGAAACUGAAUGAAACUCUUGGCUCCCGAGAUGGUGUCCUGGAAAAAAGCCUUCAAGAGAUGCAUACUGAUAUUGAGAAAAUGCUAGCAGAGCUUCGUAGGAGAAAGCUGGGCAAGCACCAGCAAAUUGCAGAUGAAGAGCUGGGUGCUGCUGAUGCCCUUUUGACAAAGGUAAAGAAACUCUUUGGAGACCCACAUCAAGCAACUGAAGACCUUAAACUAGAGGUGACAGACAAACUGGCGGAUUACAAAACCAAGCUGGAUGAUGCCCAGGCAUUGCUGGAAGAGGCAAAGGGAAAAAUCAGAGAAGCUGACCACUUAUCUGCUGAUAACCAGAGAAACAUGACUGCCUUAGAGAAAAAGAAACAAGCUGUUAAUGGUGGAAAGAAGGACACAGAAGGUAUCCUGGCUGAAGGGGAAAGUAUUCUCGGUGAAGCCAGUCGACUGCUGGAUGACAUUAAUCAAGAAAUUGAAGAUCUGGAGGAGAUCGGGAGGAAUAUAGGACCACUGAGAGCGCAGCUCAAGUAUAAAGUAGAAGAACUAACUGAAGGUCUGACUGAGAACAAUCUCCCAGAACUUGUCCUUCAAGCUGAGAACCACGCAGCCCAACUCAACGACUCUUCAAGUAUCCUGGAUGGAAUCCUGGCAGAAGCUAAAAAUCUGUCAUUUAAUGCUACAGCGGCAUUCAAAGCCUACAGUAACAUCAAGGAUUCAAUUGAAGAAGCUGAAAAGAUUGCUAAGCAAGCGAAGGCCAGUGCGACAGAAGCUGUGCAGCUGGCUUCCAGUCCUAAGGGAUCCUUAAAGGAUGAUGCCAAAACCUCACUCCAGAAGAGCUUCAGGCUGUGGAAUGAAGCCAAAAAGUUAGAUAACGUUGUGAAAGAAAAUGGUGACAAUCUUGAUCAUUUACAGUCCAGACUAAAAGCUGCUGGUACAAAGAACAAAGAUCUGCUGAAGUCACUAAAUGAUACUUUUGGAAAACUUAAUUCAAUCCCCAAUGACACAAGUUCAAAAUUGCAAGCAGCUAAAGACAAGGCCAGGCACGCUAAUGAAACUGCCAGUGAUGUGCUAGGAAGAAUUAAGGACAUCAACAUGAACCUCAUGGGGCUACAGAAAAACUACAGCAAACUUGAAGAUGAUGUGGCCAGAGCAAAUGCUAUAAUACAGGAUCCAGUGAAAAACAUUAAUGCUGCUAGUGCCAAAGUUAAGGAUUUAGAGGAUGAGGCUGAUCGAUUACUGGAAAAGCUUAAACCAAUCAAAGAGCUUCAGGACAACCUGAAAAAUAACAUCUCUCAGAUAAAGGAAUUGAUCAGUCAAGCUCGAAAACAGGCAAACUCAAUUAAAGUCUCCGUCUCAUCUGGAGGUGACUGCAUCCGUACAUACCGACCAGAAAUUAAGAAGGGCUGGUAUAACCCCAUCAUCCUGAAUGUCAAGACAGCCAUGCCUGAUAACCUGCUCUUUUAUCUAGGAAGUGCCAAAUAUUCUGACUUCUUGGCCAUAGAGAUGCGUAAAGGAAAGGUUAACUUCCUUUGGGAUGUAGGCUCUGGGGUUGGACGUGUGGAGUAUCCAGACAUAACCAUCAGUGAUCAGAACUGGUACAGAAUUGAAGCUUCACGCAAUGGACGUAAUGGCACCAUUUCAGUGCACGCUCUGGAAGGCCCUAAAGCCGGAAUAAUGCCAAGCACCUUCAGUGGAGUGUCACCUGAAGGCUACACUAUUCUAGAUGUGGAUGCCGAUGCUUACCUGUUUGUUGGGGGCUUAACUAGCAAAAUAAAGAAAGCUGAUGCUGUUAAAACAACCACAUUCUCUGGCUGUAUGGGAGAAACAUAUCUGGACAGCAAACCUAUUGGACUGUGGAACUACAGGGAGAGACAAGGAAACUGUAAAGGAUGUGUUGUGAGCCCCCAGCCUCCUGACACUGAAGGGACUAUGCAGUUUGAUGGAGAAGGAUAUGCUGCUGUUAGUCGACCAACCCGCUGGAAUCCCAACGUCUCCACAGUCAUGUUCAAGUUUAGGACCUUCUCCACAAAUGCUCUCCUCAUGUACUUCGCUACAAAAGACAUGAAAGACUUCAUGAGCGUUGAGCUGAAUGACGGACGCAUCAAAGUCAGUUAUGAUCUCGGUUCAGGCACAGCAUCUGUGAGCAGCACUCAACGUCACAAUGAUGGAAAAUGGAAAUCACUCACCAUGUCACGGGUUCAGAAGAAAACUAAUGUGGCAAUUGUGGAUAUAGAAACCAAUAAAGAGGAAAAGAUAGAGACUGUUUCUGGGGGCACUAGUUCUGGCCUGAAUUUGAAGGACAAUGAGAGGAUUUACUUUGGUGGUUUGCCAACUCUGAGAAAUUUCAGUAUGAAAGCCAGAGCGGAGGUGACUCUUAAGAAAUUUGCUGGUUGUCUCAAAGACAUUGAAGUUUCCAGAACACCCUACAACUUGCUAAGCAGCACUGAUUAUACUGGAUUGACCAAAGGGUGCUCUAUAGAGAAUAUCCACACUGUUAGCUUUCCAAAGCCUGGGUUUGUGGAGCUGAAUCCAUUCUCUCUUGAUGUGGGCACAGAGAUAAGUUUCUCCUUCAGCACUCAAAAUGACACUGGCAUUAUCCUCUUUGGCAGCGGGGGAGCCCCAACUCCACCCAGGAGGAAACGUAGGCAAACCGGUCAGCCCUACGCUGCAGUAUUCCUGCACAAAGGUCGUCUGGAAGUUGUUAUUUUCAUUGGAACCCGGGAUCCGCGCAGAGUAAUGAUGAAACCAGAGGAGGGAAUUCUGCACGAUGGCAGAGAGCAUUCCAUCAGAAUAGAAAGAACACGGGGAAAAUUUACAGUACAAGUGGAUGAAGAGAACAGACUGGAACAGAGGCUGCCCAAUGACCAAUCAAUAAACAUUAAAAAGCUCUUUGUUGGUGGCAUCCCCACAUACAUCCAGGCCAGCAUGCUUAGGAGCAUUAAUCCUUUCGAGGGUUGUAUAUGGAACUUAGUCAUUAAUACCCUCCCUAUAGACUUUGCUCAGACUUUGUCUUUUGAGAAUGCGGAAAUUGGACAGUGCCCUACCCUGGCACCCCCACCCAAGCCACUGCCAGAAGAGGAAAUAGAUGAAGUUACUGAAGCCCCUGAACAAUCCCAACCUAAACCUGCUGUCACCACAAAACCUAUUGUCAGGCAGCCAGCCACUCCAGCUCCUGUUACUUGUGCUGCUGAAACAGAGCCAGUGACUUUGCUGAAUGCCAAACAGUUUGGCCUUUCCAGAAAUAGCCAUGUGGCUAUGGCCUUUGAUGACACCAAGGUUAAGAGCAGACUAAUAAUCGAGUUUGAAAUCAGGACAGAGGCUGAAUCUGGUCUGGUAUUCUAUAUGGCAAGGAUAAACCAUGCCGACUUUGCAACAAUCCAAAUGAAGGAUGGAAUAGCGCAUUUGAGCUUUGACCUAGGAAGUGGAAACACAAGCACAUCAGUUCCACAGAAAAUCAACGAUGGCCAAUGGCACAAGGUUAAGGUAUCGCGAGACAAGCAAAGAGGAAUAUUAACAGUUGAUGGACGUUAUUUCAACCAAACCACAAGCCCUAAAAAGGCCGAUAUUCUUGAUGUCGUGGGCAUGGUGUAUAUUGGAGGUGUGCCAGUGAAUUACACAAUAAGAAGAAUUGGACCUGUAGUUUACAGCAUUAAUGCUUGUAUCCGCAACUUUAAAAUGCUAAACUCAGCCUUAGACUUGGAUAACCCAACCUCCAGCUAUAAUAUUGGUACCUGCUUUGUCAAUGCUCAGACAGGCACCUACUUUAAUGGAACUGGAUAUGCAAAAACAGUGGGAGCGUAUAAGGUUGGUACAGAUUUGUCAAUAGAACUGGAAUUCCGCACAUCUCAGAGAAGUGGCGUGCUAUUAGGAAUAAGUGGUCAGAAAAUGGACGGUCUUGGAAUCGAACUGGUCAAUGGGAAAAUGCUGUUUCAUGCUGACAACGGUGUUGGCAGGUUUACAGCCACCUACGAGCCAGAUUCCCAAGGCGGGCUUUGUGAUGGGCAGUGGCACAGAGUGGUAGCCACUAAACUGAAACAUCGCCUGGAGCUCACAGUAGAUGACAAGAAGGUGGAAGGUCAAAGUCCUAAUACUCACUCAGCUUCAGCUGAUACUAAUGACCCAGUCUUUGUUGGAGGAUACCCUGAUGGGCUGAAGCAGUUUGGAUUAACGAUUAAUACCCCUUUCAAAGGAUGCAUCCGGAACCUUAAGCUAACUAAGGGCCCCAAGCCUCAGGAAAUUGACUUCAGCAAAGCUUUGGAACUGCAGGGAGUGCAGCCUAUGACAUGUCCUGCAAACUGAACCUGAAACAGUCUUUGUUUUAGAGUUUGAACCUGUUACAAGAAGAAAAUAAAAAUAUUAAAUAUGAAACUCAUUCUCAUAAAGGUG